Molecule: messenger RNA, 1339 nt
Organism: Brassica rapa (field mustard)
Lineage: Eukaryota; Viridiplantae; Streptophyta; Magnoliopsida; Brassicales; Brassicaceae
Biological process (GO): biosynthetic process
Cellular component (GO): cytoplasm
Molecular function (GO): isomerase activity
Source: RefSeq, a predicted model, not a curated record
AUAGGUUGUACUUAUCUAAAUACGUAGUCCUCUCGUGAUAAGGACUUAAUCUCUUGUAUAUAUACUCAUGUACUUUCAUCAAUACAACACACACUUUACAAUCUAUUUUACAGACCAAUCACAGCUUUAUUAUUAGACAAUAUGGAACUCGUUAUUUGUAGAGUUGUGUGUUUGCUGAAUAUAAAUCCAAGUCGAAAAAUGCAGAUUUCAAACAGAAGAAGAGACGUAUAAAGUCAUGAAUCUCAUGAAGAAGCCUCUAAACUUCUACAUGGUUAAUGCAUUCACUGACUCAGCCUUCAAGGGAAACCCAGCAGUAGUGUGCAUUCUUGAUGGAAAGAAUGAGAGAGACGACUCUUGGCUUCAGUCUCUUGCCGCUGAGUUUAACAUCCCCUUGACUUGUUUUGUUAUUCCCAUCACUGGCUCUCAUUCACCACAUGACGUCUUGCUCCGGUGGUUCACUCCAACCCUAGAGGUGAAUCUCUGUGCUCAUGCAACCUUAGCAUCUGCACACACUCUCUUCUCAAACGGUUUUGUUGGUUCAGACACAAUUGAGUUUGCCACCCGCUCGGGGAUACUAAGGGCUAAAAAGAUUUCCGGAGACGUCAAGUUCGAGAAAGGAUCUUUCUUGAUCGAAUUGGAUUUUCCUGUGAUUCCUACUUGUGAUUACAACUCCAGUGAUAAGCUCAUGUUUUCCAUAGCCUUUAAUGGAGCUACCAUUGUUGAUAUCCUAGGAACCACAACUGGUAAAGUCAUCUCCAAAGCUUUCAAUGGAGCUUCCAAAGCAUCUUCAACAGAUAAAAUCAUUGUUGUGCUUCAAACUUGGGAAUCUGUCAAAGAGCUGCAGCCAAGAAUGGAUGAUAUAUUGAAAUGCCCUGGAAAAAUCAUAAUUGUUACAGCUGCUGCUCCUGAAAGAUCUGUCUAUGAUUUCUGUAGUAGGAUAUUUGCCCCCAAAUUAGGAGUUGAUGAGGAUGCCGUCUGUGGAAGUGCACAUUGUGCAUUAGCACAUUACUGGAGCCUCAAGAUGAACAAAACUGACUUUUUCGCUUACGCGGCUUCGCGUAGGAGUGGAACAGUGAAGGUGCAUUAUGAUAAGGAGAAGCAGAGAGUCUUGCUCACUGGCAAAGCUGUGACUGUGAUGAAAGGCCAUGUCUUAGUUUAAUCCUGCCAUGGGGAAGAAAAAGUUUAUCAAGUUUUCAAUAAAAUGAUGUAUGUAUGACCUUGUUCAUAAUAAACAAAUAAAGUUGACAUGGGAUGUAUUCUGGCUUCCUGUUGCCUUGAUGAACUUAUUAUCUCUGUUCCUCAUUAGUCAACAAACCAAAAAAACUGCAUUUUUCAUAAA